GGCCCGAGGGGCGCGGCGCCACCGCAGCCCCGGCCCCAUCUCCGUCUGCCGGCGGCGCGGGGAGCACUGCCUCGCUCUGCCCUGCCCGGUGCCCAGUGCGCGGCCGGUGCCAGCGCCGCCUCCGGGAGCGCCCGACCCCUCGCUCAGGUGACGGCUGGCCGCCGGCAGCGGCGCGGCUGAGCGGCCCGGCUCUCCUUUCGCCUCCUCUCGCCUCUCCUCGCCUCCGCGGAAUGCUGGGCGGCUCCGCAGCGGCUCCGGGGAUGCUGCCGCGGCCGCCGCCGCUCGCCGCCCGCUGAGCCGCUGCGAGGGGCGCGGCGGGGCUGCCGCCGGGCGGGAGGGCGGCAUGGCUCCCACCCUGCUCCAGAAGCUCUUCAACAAAAGGGGCGGUGGCGCGACAGCCCCCCACGGCCGGGCUCCGGGGGAGGGGCCCGCCUUCAGCUGGUCCUCUUUGGAGUUGGACUUGAAUGAAAUCCGCCUGAUAGUUUACCAAGACUGUGAGAGGAGAGGCAGACAGGUCUUGUUUGAUUCCAAAGCAGUCCGCAAAAUUGAUGAAGCUGUGGUUCAGAAAAUGGCAGAUGAGGCUUCUGUAAAGACUUCUGCCAAGAACUGCCAAGCAAGCAAUGGGAACAGUGUUUCUUCCCAUAGUCCCUCUGUAAGCUGUAUGCAAAAUAUCAAAGAACAGAUACCGAAGUAUCAGUACACCAGACCAGCCUCCGAUGUCAAUAUGCUGGGAGAAAUGAUGUUUGGCUCAGUGGCAAUGAGUUACAAAGGCUCCACCUUGAAAAUUCACUACAUACGCUCUCCCCCACAGCUGAUGAUAAGUAAAGUCUUCUCAGCCAGGGUAGGAAGCUUCAGUGGAAGCAACAAUAACUUGCAAGAUAGCUUUGAAUGCAUCAACCAGGAUCCCAGUCUGGGAAAACUGAGCUCCAAUCAGAAUGGUUUGGGAACCUGUCGCAGUGGAAGUAAUUUAGGUGUGUUACAGCUGUGUAGCAGCAAACUGCUGCAGGGUGUGUCUGAAGGAGGUCCCCUCCGGCUCAUCCGCAGUGCUUCUUUCUUUGCAGCACACAGCACACCUGUUGAUAUGCCUAGCAGAGGACAAAACGAGGACAGAGACAGCGGCAUUGCUCGGUCAGCAUCUCUGAGCAGUCUUCUGGUUACUCCUUUGCCAUCUCCAAGCUCUUCAUCAUCAUCUUCUAGCAGCUAUCAACGUCGCUGGCUCCGAAGUCAGACAACCAGUUUAGAGAAUGGAAUUGUUCCAAGACGGUCCACUGAAGAAAUGUUUAGUAUGGCUGAUGAAAGCUGCAGCUCCAAUCCUGCAAUGGUUCGGAGGAAAAAAAUUGCAAUCAGCAUCAUCUUUUCUCUGCCUGAAAAAGAAGAAGCUCAGAGAAACUUCCAGGAUUUCUUUUUCUCUCACUUUCCUCUUUUUGAGUCUCACAUGAACAAGCUGAAAUAUGCAAUAGAAAAGGCCAUGAUCUCAUGUAGAAAAAUAGCAGAAUCCAGCCAGAGAGUGCAGGUUUAUAUCAGCCGUGUCAUGGAUGCCCUGGGAGAAUUCAGAGUUACCAUCUGGAACCUAUAUUCUGUUCCAAGGAUUGCAGAGCCUGUGUGGCUUAAUAUGAUGUCCAGCACCCUGGAAAAGAAUCAGCUAUGCCAGCGUUUUCUUAAAGAAUUUACCUUUCUGAUAGAACAGAUCAACAAAAAUCAGUUCUUUGCUGCUUUGCUGACUGCAGUGCUGACAUAUCACCUGGCGUGGGUCCCCACAGUGAUGCCCGUUGACCAUCCUCCCAUCAAGGCCUUCUCUGAGAAGCGCACAUCCCAGUCUGUCAACAUGCUGGCAAAAUCCCACCCAUAUAACCCUCUCUGGGCACAGCUGGGUGAUCUCUACGGUGCCAUAGGCUCUCCAGUUAGACUGACUCGGACUGUGAUUGUUGGGAAGCGCAAGGAGCUGGUGCAGCGCUUGCUCUACGUUCUAACUUACUUCAUCCGGUGCUCUGAGCUGCAGGAAAAUCAGCUGACCUGGAGUGAGAAGGCUGGGGAAGGAGAGCAGGUGCUAAAUGGAAGCAAGAUCACAACUGCACUAGAAAAGGGAGAGGUAGAGGAAUCUGAUUAUGUGGUUGUCACUGUUAAAAAUGACCCUGCUCUUGUGCCUCCAAUCCUACCUCCAAAGAAUGAUGGAAGUAAGAACAACAGUACUGCAGAGUGGGUGCAAGAAUCAGAAAGCACUCAGGCUGUCCCAGUCUCUUCAAAAGAAAAGAGGGAAGCAAUAGAAAAGGCAAGUCAGACAUCUGAAACAUCUGUUGACUGUCUAACUGGCAGUUUCUGUAAAGGAGCAUCUGAUGGUAAGAAAAGAACUGUCACUGAUAUGGGAAUCCUAUCCUACCACUCUGAAGAAUCAUCUAAAUUAGAGGAUGUAAUGGAUACAAAGAAGAACAAGAACCAGAAUGAGAGAAAAGCAGAGAAGCAGUUUUCUAGUAGGUCAUCUGCUGUACCUUGUCCUGAAAGGUCUGGCCACAGGACUUCACACUUAGAAAAGGUCACGUUUCAGAUUGGAAGUUCAGCAUCACCAGAGUCAGACUUAGAAACUCAUAGAAGAGAAAUGGAAGAAAAUCUGAAGACGUUAAUUAAACAUCCUGAGGUGAUACAUUGUGCCUCAAGUUCCACAAGUCUGACUGUGGAUGCUUCUCAGAAUCAAGAUAGUUGUGAAGCUGCCUUUAUCAACAAACAUAAUGUUUGUUAUGCACAAAUCCCACCGUGUGAGGAGAAGGAAGGUAUACUUAACCAACAUAUGGAAAGUAAAGGAACUGAAGUGAAUUUAAUUAAUUCAAUAUCUAGUGAAAUGCUUUUGCCCACAGAUAGCAUAGAAACUGUAAAAUUGCCAAACAUGAAAGAAAAUAGAACUUUAUGCUCUGGCAAUCUGGAGAACUAUUCUUCUGACUGUGUAGAAGCAGAUUCUGCUGUCAAACAGGAUUCCUCUAAAGUAGGUGCUAAAGAUGUCCCCUAUGGGGAUUCUGGAAGGAAAACCUCCUUCAGAGUUGAAGGGGACAUUCCAAGGAACGAGAGUUCAGACAGUGCUCUUGGAGCUAGUGAUGAAGAAGGCGAUUGUUGUAUCCCUGAUGAAGUGCAUCAUGAUAACAUCAGCAAACGGCUUGAAGAAUUUGCAGAAGUGGAACUUCCUUUGCCAAGGUCAAAUACCAUCAGCAGUCAAUGUGUGAAAAACUUUGGAAGAUCACUUCUGGGUGGUUACUGUCAUACAUACAUACCUGAUCUAGUGCUGCAUGGAAUAAAUAAUGAUGAAAAACUCAAGCAGUGUCUACUAGCAGAUCUACUUCAUGCAAUGCACCAUCCAGUGCUAGAUGAGCCCAUAGCAGAAGCUGUCUGCAUUAUUGCAGACACAGAUAAAUGGAAUGUACAAGUAGCUACAAGCCAGAGGAAGAUGAUGGACAGUGUGAAGUUAGGCAAGGAUGUUCUGGUUUCGAGUCAAGUAUCCAGUCUGUUGCAGUCUAUUUUACAGCUUUACAAACUGAAUGUCCCAGCUGACUUUUGUAUAAUGCAUCUUGAGGACAGACUGCAAGAGAUGUAUCUCAAAAGCAAAAUGCUUUCAGAAUAUCUGAGAGGACAUACAAGAGUGCAUGUAAAAGAACUAGGAAUUGUAUUGGGGAUUGAAUCCAAUGACUUGCCUUUGUUGGCUGCUAUAGCAAGUACUCAUUCCCCAUAUGUUGCUCAAAUACUCUUAUAAAUUAAAUUCUCAGGAUAGUCAUUCCCUUAAAGUACAGUUAUGAAAAUGGGAAUGUUGAAUGAAGAACAGAGGUGCCAAACACUGGUAAAGGGGAGCACUGACGAAAGCAGGUGAUGACUGUACAUUCUGCCACCUUCCGAUCCUGACUUCAGCUGGAUGUUUUAUCGGAGGACUUCAGUUUACAUAACACAAAAGGCAUUCAGGUUUUUCUUACAAUCUCACUUCUGACUUAAAUCAAGAGACUGCAUCCUUGCAUUUUAUUUUUAUUCAAAGGACAAAAGUUAACACUAUGUGGCAGACCGGGUGCUGCCAUCCAAAACGCUGCUCAAAACCAUGAAGUACCAGUUAAAAGAACAAGUGGGUUAGAAUGGAUUUUGUAAUACUAUGCUUGUGAGUGUGGUGUGGUGUAUGUCUCUUUGCUGGGGAGGAGGAGGAGGAGUAGCUGUUAACUCUGUAUAUAGCAUUCCUAUACAAAAGUGUAUUUGGUGGGACAUGAUUUUCUUGCAGAACAUACGUGUGGUUUUGUAUAGUAGAAGUGAUGGGCUCAGAACAAGGAACUUGGAUUCAGCAGCCAGAUGUCAUGUGGGAAUGGAGGUGUGCGUGAGGUUGAUGUGACUUUUCCAUUUAAGGACAAGAGGUUGAGAGCUGUGGCUGCUUCUGUUUUAAUGAGGGGGCAUUCUAAUGGGCCCAUGGCUGGAAGUGGAAUGGAGUGGACUUCCGAGAGAGGGAUUUUGUGGGAAAGCCUUAUGGAACUUCUGCUACAAGUUUACAUUUGUUGCUGAUGCAACUUCAGUAACUGUUGAUUUGCUGUAUGACUGUGGUCCUGGGAACUAAACUUGUCUUGGUGUCAUCAAGUAUUGCUGUCUCCAAGGAGUAUGAAUUUGGAAAACUUGUGAACGAUGCCAGUGCUAUGAGCAUGUGUCCGUGUGCGCAUACACCAAACAAUUGGCACAAACUGAAGACAAUCGUAUUGGGGAAAUACAAGAUAUCAAACAACCCCCACCAAACCUUUAGUCAAAAGUAUUACUUUUUUCCAGCUAUGAGUUGUCACUCUGAGUAGGAAUAGAACAGGAACGUUGUUUGAAGUAAAAUGAAAUGUGGGGGCAAACCCCAAUAUUUGAUAUUACUCUGAAUGUUUGCAAUUACCCUUUUUGAUUCUACAGAAAUCUUGAACUAUCAUCCAGGUGCCUUUCCUUACUAGAUUAUCUACUCUGACACCAGAAACUACUUCUCCACUAGUUGAUACUGGCCUUUGGUGUUUCUAGAAAGCAAAAUAAAAUUUUGUACUUCACUGUUUUCACGUGGUUGAUUAAAAUGAAUGUAAAAAAUACCUUUUUUUGCAUAAAGCACUGUUAAGCUGGAUAUGAAACUAUGGACCAGACUGAGGAGAGAACAAAGAAUCAAAACAUGCUCAAAUGGAAAACUCAAUGUUGGACUGUUCUGUUGUGAGCCACUGUGAAUACAGUGUCUGAAACGGUCAUCUUGCAAGCAAAUUUCUGGCAACACAAUUGCUUGAAAAUAGUGAAUUCUAAAAAGAAACUCCUGGUCACCAGUUGUGAGUUCUCCUUGUUGGUGGUUACAGAUUUUUAACACUGAAGGGACACACUUUUAUUAAAAGUGGUUUUCUUUCCUACUACCUUGAUGUUUGGACUUUUCUACAGUAAACUUUCAAUUAU
Messenger RNA from Zonotrichia leucophrys gambelii, 5409 nucleotides. It is a transcript of the gene FNIP2, whose product is annotated as folliculin interacting protein 2. The transcript is spliced from 18 exons. NCBI's taxonomy places the organism in Eukaryota, Metazoa, Chordata, Aves, Passeriformes, Passerellidae. The coding region runs from base 344 to 3733 and encodes 1129 amino acids. The record is from RefSeq and is a predicted model, not a curated record. Gene Ontology annotation, molecular function: ATPase inhibitor activity; protein-folding chaperone binding. Gene Ontology annotation, cellular component: cytoplasm.